CCGGCGCGGAGGCGGAGGCGCCGGCGCGGGGCCCGCCGGGAACCGCAGUCCCGGGCGCCGCCAUUUCUCCCUCCGGCAGCGCAGGGCGCCCGGCCGCGGUGACUCUGGCCAUGGAGAGCGGCUUCGGUUCCGACUUCGGCUCCGGAGGAGGCGGCGGGGGGAAGCUGGACCCGGGGCUUAUCAUGGAGCAAGUGAAGGUGCAGAUCGCCGUGGCCAACGCACAGGAGCUCUUGCAGCGGAUGACGGACAAGUGCUUUCGGAAGUGCAUCGGGAAGCCCGGCGGCGCCCUGGACAACUCCGAGCAGAAGUGCAUCGCCAUGUGCAUGGACCGGUACAUGGACUCCUGGAACACAGUUUCGCGAGCCUACAAUUCUCGGCUGCAGCGGGAGAGAGCCAACAUGUGACGUCUACCGGCCUCCGGGCCGAGAGGGACCAUAUGGGGAAGGGACAGCGGCCAGUCCAGGUGGUUAGGGGUGAAUCCUGCUGCCCCUUCCCAGCCCUUGCCAUGGCAGAGCAAUAAAACCUCGCUGAACCUUUUGCA
This is a messenger RNA of Oenanthe melanoleuca, 541 nucleotides long. RefSeq names its product translocase of inner mitochondrial membrane 13 (gene TIMM13). Bases 111 to 404 code for a protein of 97 amino acids. The record is from RefSeq and is a predicted model, not a curated record. NCBI's taxonomy places the organism in Eukaryota, Metazoa, Chordata, Aves, Passeriformes, Muscicapidae. The transcript is spliced from 3 exons.